This is a messenger RNA of Chaetomium fimeti, 1858 nucleotides long. RefSeq lists its product as uncharacterized. NCBI's taxonomy places the organism in Eukaryota, Fungi, Ascomycota, Sordariomycetes, Sordariales, Chaetomiaceae. Gene Ontology annotation, cellular component: plasma membrane. The transcript has 4 exons. The record is from RefSeq and is a predicted model, not a curated record. Gene Ontology annotation, biological process: cell surface receptor signaling pathway; adenylate cyclase-activating G protein-coupled receptor signaling pathway. The coding region runs from base 29 to 1747 and encodes 572 amino acids. Gene Ontology annotation, molecular function: G protein-coupled receptor activity.
AACGGAGCACUGUGGUCAGAUAAUUAAGAUGUCGUCCACCUGCCGAGGUCGUGUGUGUUCGGUCACCGAGCAUUCGGUCGAGUCGUGUAUGACAGUUGUGUUACUCCUCACAUUCACAUUUACUCCUCGGCUCACCUCGCCAUCCAUUUCUCCAGGACUGGUUCCUCGCGUUCAACCUCUCCCCUUUCCCCCGUUACCAACGCUUCACGAUGCCUUGAUUCCCGCAGCAAUCGUCCCCUCUCCUAUCCAUUUCCUUCCGUUAUUACAGCGUUCUUGUGUUGAUACCCCUUUCCUUUUCAUGAUGAAUGCUUCUACUUCGCUCCAGCACGAGGCGGAACUGUUCGGGCUUCUCACGAGAGUGGGCGGUUCAUUAUCCCUCCCUCUAGUCUGCUUGGUCCUCGUUUCAUAUGUCUUCAUCCCGCGGGUUCGGACAGAGCCCAACACAUUUCUAGCAUUUUCAUCGGCUGGAAGUAUACUGGGUUGCAUUGCUUGUAUCGUCGGGAGCGACGGGAUUAGACAGGGUCUAUCGAGCCCCUUGUGUCUGGCUCAGGGGUUUUUAAUGGACGUGUCUGCGUUGUCAGGUCCUUUGUGGUCUCUAGGAAUAGCAGUUCAUUUGCUUGUGGGCUUGGCUAGGGGCUCAAAACAAGUGUCUCUCCAGAAAUGGGGUUGGGCGUACUGCUUAAUUUGUUAUGGGGGACCGUUGGCCCUAGCACUCACGCGUCUCCAUAUAAAGCGGCCAAGAGGUGCAACAUUGAACAGCAAUGAGGGUUGGUGCUGGGAGUCCGCUGGGCAGGAGGUGCUGCCGGUUUACAUCCCCGUUUGGGGAUGCAUUUUUACCUCACUCGUCAUCUACCUUGGGGUCACCGUACAUAUUUCCAGGAAGCGAUAUGACAACCAACAAGGAUGGGAUGGUUGCAACUCAGUCCGUUCUUCAAGGGCCUCUGGGGACCCCCUUGUUGCAGCCUCAAGCGUAUCAAGCGACUCAAUUAUCUCACUCAGCGACUGGCCACUUUCUCCGAGUUCGGGAAAUAUGUUCUUCGGCACACAAUGCACUAAAGCAGCCGGCCGUUCUCGCCCUGUCACCUAUCCACCACCCGUACACACGUCGCCAGUUCCACCGGCAGGAACUUGGCUCCGUGCCUUUGCACUCUCUCCGCGGCCUGCCCCCACGCCACCCCCGCGAGGCAGGUUUUCCGUUAAGAAUAUGACGCGGCAUUUUACAAUCAAGGACUCCACAACGGGGGUACAUCUAUGGACAGGGCUCAUGUUCGCGGGCUCUUUGCUCGUCACAUGGCUGCCAGGGACCAUCAAGCUCGGCUGGAAUCUUGUACACCCGGAGCUAGGCAGCCCGUUAGGAUUCCGCGUCGCCGUCUCCACAGUUCUUCCUCUUCAAGGGCUGUGGAUUGCCGGAAUAUUCUUUGCCCUCAACUGGAACGAUGUUCGAAGGGGCAUGAUCAGGCCACCGUCACGAACUACGAUUAGUGGCCUGCUGGAGGAGCCGUUGCAGCGGCUUCGUGGAAACUCGGUAUCGUCGGGAGGAACGAACUAUGACGUGGAGAAGGCUAAGAGGGACUUGAAAGUGGCAAUACCAUGGCAUCGCCAAACUCAGCGCGACGACUGGGAUUUCGUUGACAUUGGGAUACCUUCGCGAGAGAACACGAUCGUCCGGCCGAGACCGAACAGCGAGCCGGUGAUAUCGCCCUUGCUUCCUAGUCCGGCGCUUGGGCGGAACCACGUAUUAUUGUAGGUUGGCCAUAAUACAUGUACAUACGAUAGCCUGUCUGUUGCAAGCGGAUGCAUCGUGAGGUAGCAUAAGCCCAUUCGGGUUCUUCCCUCACACGCAACCUGGUCCUGGAAG